Molecule: messenger RNA, 4504 nt
Organism: Mirounga angustirostris (Northern elephant seal)
Lineage: Eukaryota; Metazoa; Chordata; Mammalia; Carnivora; Phocidae
Gene: SLC38A12
Product: transmembrane protein 104
Exons: 11
Coding region: 470-2017 (515 amino acids)
Source: RefSeq, a predicted model, not a curated record
GCGCACGGGCAAGGUGGACUCCGGGCGCGGGCGCAUGCGCGCCGUGGGCGCUGGUGCGGGACAGCUGGCGCCGGCGGCGGCGGCGGCGGCGAAGGGGCAGGAGGCGGCGGCCGCGGCGGCCCGGAGCGAGCCGGGGUGCAGGCGGAGGAGACUGUUAUAUGGGCUGCCCUGUGUGGUAGUGAGCUCGCCGUUCCUGGCAUGGAAUGUGGAUGGCCACCGCAGAGUGUACAAAGGGGGCGCCUCGUGGUGAGCGAGACCUAGUGGCUUGCGGGUCUCCUUCUAUCACUUGGAGUCUGAGCGGCAUUGAAUACCUUCAUGCCCCGCACAGCAAGGGAAAAGUUGGAGGAAACCAUCCAGGUGUCAGUCUUCCAGAGCUGUCCCAUGACAGGGAGCCGUAGCAGCCGCCGCCCCGGCAGGGAAGGAACCUAAGGAAUCUCGGCUGCCCAGCGACCCUUCCUCACUUUUGGAAAUGGCGGGUGAAAUCACAGAGACCGGGGAGCUCUAUUCUCCCUACGUGGGACUGGUGUACAUGUUUAACCUCAUCGUGGGCACAGGUGCGCUCACCAUGCCCAAGGCCUUUGCCACCGCAGGGUGGCUGGUCAGCCUGGUCCUGCUGGUGUUCCUGGGCUUCAUGAGCUUUGUGACGACUACCUUCGUGGUAGAGGCCAUGGCGGCGGCCAACGCUCAGCUCCACUGGAAGAGGAUGGAAAACCACCAGGAGGAGGAAGAUGACGACUCCUCCACGGCCUCUGACAGUGAUGUCCUUGUCCAGGACAACUACGAGCGGGCAGAGAAACGGCCCAUCCUGUCAGUGCAGAGACGUGGAUCUCUGAACCUUUUUGAAAUCACAGACCGGGUGGAAAUGGGACAGAUGGCCUCCAUGUUCUUCAAUAAAGCAGCGCCACUGGCAACGAGUCCUGUGGUGUGGAGGCCGACAGCAAGCACAACGACACGGACCCGUGCUGGGGGCCCCUGCGCCGCGUGGACGCCUACCGCAUCUACUUGGUGGCCUCUUCAGAUCAUUAAGGAGGAGGGUUAUACUCCCCCCCCCACCCCUCAGUCAUUCAUGUUCAGAAGAUUGUUCAUCCCUUCUAGAGACUCCCACUGCACCUCUUUCUACCUGCGGUUUCUGAUUUUGCUGGCAGCGAGACUUCACCAAAAGGCUGUCUUCACUCUCCUCCUCGGACCCUUCACCUUCUUUGACGUCCAGAAGACCAAGUACCUGCAGAUCCUGACCUCCCUGAUGAGAUGGGUUGCCUUCGCCAUCAUGAUCGUGCUGGCGCUGGUCCGCAUUGGGCACGGACACCGGCAGGGGCACCCGCCCCUGGCUGACCUCUCCGGGGUCCGGAACCUGUUCGGCGUGUGCGUCUACUCCUUCAUGUGCCAGCACUCUCUGCCUUCCCUCGUCACACCUGUGUCCUCCAAGCGCCACCUCACAUGCCUGGUCUUCCUGGACUACGUGCUCAUCCUCGCCUUCUAUGGCCUCCUCUGCUUCACCGCCAUCUUCUGCUUCCGCGGCGACAGCCUCAUGGACAUGUACACCCUCAACUUUGCACGCUGUGACGUCGUGAGCGUGGCCGCCGUGCGCUUCUUCCUGGGCCUCUUCCCCGUCUUCACCAUCAGCACCAACUUCCCCAUCAUCGCCGUGACCCUCCGCAACAACUGGAAGACGCUCUUCCACCGCGAGGGGGGCACGUACCCCUGGGUAGUGGACCGCGUGGUGUUCCCCACCAUCACCCUGCUGCCCCCGGUGCUGGUGGCCUUCUGCACCCAUGACCUGGAGUCCCUGGUGGGCAUCACGGGGGCCUACGCAGGCACGGGCAUCCAGUAUGUCAUCCCCGCCUUCCUGGUUUACCACUGCCGCAAGGACACCCAGUUGACCUUGGGCUACGGGACCAUCAACAAGCAUAGGUCCCCUUUCCGCCACACCUUCUGGGUGGGCUUUGUGCUGUUCUGGGCUUUCUCCUGCUUCUUCUUCGUCACCGCCAACAUCGUCCUCAGCGAGACCAAGGUCUGAUGGCAGGAUGUGUCUGGUGGUAAGAGACCACUCCGGCGCCCCCGCUCACCUCCCCACCUGCAGAGCCAAGAGCUAGCUCCUUCCCAGGGUUCCUUGGGGUAGGCGAGGCCGGAUUCUUGGAGGGGACCCUCCACAUCUCUGGCCAGGGGUCUUCUCCCCCCACCAGGAUUCUGCACGGUCUGUACUGUGCCUCACUCGCCGGGCAACCUUUCCCCCCGGGUUCCCCUGCGUGGAGCUGCCCCUGGCCAGCCGAGCUGCACGGCCUGGGCACACAGCUGCCCCAGACUCCGGGCUUGGCCACGGCUCUACACACAGGCCCCAGCAGACAACCACCAGGGGCAGCCUCCUCCCCCGCACGGUGGGGACACAGUGCUGGCUGGCACUGCCACUAUUCAUACCAGACGCCACGUCCCCUCCUCCUUUGUCCCAGCCCCUCGUGCGUCCUAGUCUGGGGAAUCUGCCGCACAGGUAGCUGCUGCCUCAGGGCGAGUCCCAGGCCCUAAGCCUCCUCCCCACCAGGAUUGCCAGGUCCCACCUUCCCCUCAGGCCUGGAGUGGCCAGGUGCCACUCCCGGGGGAGGGCCUGGCCAGCCCCCAUGACAAGAACAGGAAGUGCUGAUCAGCAUCAGGGUCCCUGGACUGUCGCUGUGAGGGCCCCUGCCAUGGGUGCCAGCCCCAGUCCUGAGCUCCUGAGCCCGUGAUGACUCAGCCCAGGAGACAGUUUAAGCCCAGAGCUGUGACCCCUCAAAGGGAUCCGCUGCUCUCCUGACUGCCCCAUGGGGCCCGUGGGGUCUCCUGCACUACCGGGGGCAAUGUAUAAGGACCACGAAAGGGAGCCACCCCCAGCCACCAUCACAGUGGCUUGAGAGCACCCUGAGCAUGUGGCAGUGAGGGGGCUCUGCUUCCCACCCUCUAAGAGGUCAGGCCUGUGGGGUAGCAGCAGGCUUGGCUGUCCCCACUCGAGUACUAAAGGUGGCUCCCUUUUGAGCCACAUGCUCUCCAUGACCCUUGGGUGCUGUGGAGUGAGAUGGGGCACCAGGCACCAUUCUCAUGGAAGGAGGGGUGAGUUUCUAGCCACCUCACCAGCUCUUCCAUGGCCCCAUCCCUGUCACAAGCAUGCAUGCAUCUGCUGGGCCAGCCUUCCUUGGAAACACAGGUGACUAGUGAACUCUGCAUUUUCAGUGUGCCUUCUGCUUCAGGACCUGGGGGUCCUUCCUGACCCUCCCUGGCAUCCCCCCAGCCCUGGGCCUGGCCCACCUGUCCUGGAGCCCAGAGCAGCUUGACCUGGAACUGCCUGUCUGGGUGGGGCUUCAGGUCCCCAAACCAGCACCCCCCUUUUGAUUUCAGUGCCUUGCUCAGCCCACAUUCAGGAACCUUCACAGCCUCCUACAUGGCACGGUAUUCAUACCUUGGACAGUGACCGUGCCGGCUCUCCUGGGGCCCAUGGUGGUCUUGGAGGGAGAGGGAGGAAGACCUGGGAUAUGUAUGAACUGGGGAGUCCACAGGCAAUGCCACCCCCUGCCCUGGCCCCUGGCCGCCACAGCCCGUGAGAACCCCGGGUCGUGCGUGAUUGGCCAUGGUCUGCAUUCUCACUGUUGUACACUUCUUAGUCUGUCCCCAAGUAUUGUGAUUUUCCAUCCAUGUGAACACUAGACCACCCUUCCCCAUCUGCCACAGCAACUUCUUCCCAGGAGGCUCCAGCCUCAGUGGGCAGAGCAGGGAGGGCUCCCAGGGGGCAGACACUCCAUGGCUCCAGCCCUACCUGGAGCUGCCCAGCUGUUUGCUAAAAACGCAAAACAUCUGUAUUUCCCCUUCUCCAGUUACAUCCUCUCUUGCUUAAGGACAAAGCAAAUUAAAUCAUCCUGCCGCCCCAGGCUCCAAACCAAAUAUUGGACGUGAGUUUAUUAGCAUCAUAAAGCCCAGGUUGAUUUAUGUGACAAUCUGGAGGCAUACAGCAGUGCCCGGUCGGUGGCUGCAUUCCCCUCCUCCGAGCCCGGCAGCCCCAGGCCUGGAGGGACCGAAUCGGCCCUAAGUGGCCGCGUCACUGACGGUAAGCCCGGGUACUCCCCACCGCCGCUGUCUGGGCUCCUUUGCUCCUCGGCGUUCACCUACUGUCUGACCACCUGGAGGUCAGAUGGCGUCGCCUUCCUCUCUACUGAUAGCCAGGGGGGCUUAGAGCAAGGUGGGGGGACCACCAGGAGCUAGACAGACCCCUGAUGAUGCCUGUUCACCCAGUGCGUCAGGCACGCUUGGCUGCAAGUGCUUACAUCGGUGUGGCGAGGUGGGCGAGUGGGAUCAUGAUUUCCAUUUUACAGAUGGGCCCCCGGGGCCAGUGGCAGGGAGGGCAGAGGAGGCGGCACGCCGGGCCUGGCCUGGGUACAGAUGUGGCUGUGGAGGAGCACAUAACAGCCUCUACCUGGUGCCUUUCACCCAGACUGGCCCCAAGGGCAGGCUGGGCCAAGGUGGGAGUCCGCGAUCCCUCGGGCCC